Nicotiana attenuata is the source of this 1548-nucleotide messenger RNA. RefSeq lists its product as uncharacterized. The transcript is spliced from 8 exons. The record is from RefSeq and is a predicted model, not a curated record. The coding region runs from base 1 to 1548 and encodes 515 amino acids. NCBI's taxonomy places the organism in Eukaryota, Viridiplantae, Streptophyta, Magnoliopsida, Solanales, Solanaceae.
AUGGGUCACUUUAGGGCCGAUUUUCAGGAUGACGAUAGCCCUCCCAAGUGCCAAGCUCAGCACAUGUGGCACUGCAAAAUCAUACUGGGAAGAGACUCUAUUGAGCUGGAUAGAUACCAUGCCGGUUGUUCUCCAUACUACUCAGGUUGGCUGGAAGAUGAUCAUGAAGGCUUGGGACAACCAGGGUUUGCUCGAGGUCACAUAGUCGUCGAUGAAAACGCUAAGGAGCGGCCCAUGCCAAAGAUUAAACGUUUUCGGAAUCCACUAAAAUCAGCUCGUCAACCAAAUGAAGCUCAUGGACAUUCCUCAUCAUCAACAACUCCAGUCCAAUCAUGUGCUAUAGAGCCCUCAACAACAGUACAAGCCCUCCCACAUGCUCAUGAAGUCCCUCAACAAGAAGAAGCUCCAACUCUGCCUUCUAAUUCGAAUGCAACAUCUGUGCGCCGUGCAGGACGUGAAUCUACAAAAUAUUGGACAGUAGAGGCAAAAGAAAAUGCUACCAAGCAGAUUAGGGUAAAGCUCAAUGAGGUUAACAACCUAACUGUUGGGGAACGCAUCAUUGUGGAGUUUGAUGACUACAACGCAGCAUUGGUGAAGCGCAGGGAUUGCUUGCGGGAUAUUGUGGGUCGUUGGCAAUUGAUUGUAAUUUGUUCCCGAUUAGUUUUGAGAAGUGGUCAGGGCCAUCAGGCAUGCCUAAGAACUCGAUUUGAUUUUCGGGUGAGUGAGUCCAUUGCAUACAGAUAUUGCAAUGCUAGUAUUUCGAAGAAGUGGGCUACACAUAGGCAGAAGUUGUGGUAUGAAUAUUUUGACCCAGCCAAAAGCAAAAAUGAAAUUCUAAGUAAUGUGCCAGCAGGCAUAAAUAAUGAUCAAUGGGCUAGUUUUGUUGCUUACCGUCAACAAUCAUCAACAAUGGAGCUUUGUAGAAGAAACAAAGAAAUUCAAAAGAAGCAAAAAAUGCCACAUACUUGUGGAUCAAAAGCUAGCUCGAGGAGACGACAUGAGCUGUUUUUGGAAACUGGAAAAACUCCUAGUCGCAGAAAAAUAUUUAUUGAAACUCAUAAGAGAAGGAACGGAUCGUUUAUAAAUGAUGCGGCAAGGACUAUAGGGGAAGAAAUUGAAUUGAAUAUGACUCAAUGUGAUACUAAUGAGUGUGAAGUUUUCCCAAAUGAUGUUGUUGGCAAGAUGUUAGGGGCAGAGCACUCCGGGAGAGUACGAUGUAUGGGUAUGGGAGCUGCUCCUUCAAACACAUUCAGGAAUACCAAAGGACGACUUAGUGAUCCGAGUGCUUCUUCAUCUAGCUACAGUGCAUCAUCUGUCACAUAUAACCAUUUGCAACAAAGGCUUAUGCGUGUGGAAUCCCAACUAGAAGGCACCUUAAAUGCGCUGAAGGAUUACGUGAUGUCAAAGGAAGGUUCAGUUCCUGAAGAAUUUGCUGGUUUGUUUGCUCUUCAACCACAGCCUGAUGACGCAGAGAAUGAACGUACUUCACCGGUGGAUGUAAGAGGAUCAUCGGUGGAUGACAACGCAAAUCACCAAUCAAAUGCUUAA